AUGCGGCUCGCGCCCCAGACAGCCUGGCUGGCUCUCGUGGCGGAGGAGGCUGGUGCCUCCCUGCUGUAUGAUGCGACCCGGCCGAGGCAGCUGACGGCGGCAAGCACCCCUCGGCGCCCCUCACAGGCGGCCUUGGUUUGCUUCCUGGGCCGGAGCCGGAAAGACCGAGCGCUACGCUACCUGUUCCCGGACAACCCAUCACGCAAAGUCGGAGGGUUUAACCUGCGGGUCGAUCACCGCACGUGGCCCACAGAACGACCGAUUCUCUUCGCUGAUGGGGAUCCGCUCCGGGACUGCCAGUUGCCCGACACCGAGCUGCUGGCCCGCGACGAGCCGAUCCCCAUUACCUGGAGCUCUGACCCGGCUCUGCCGCUGCAGGACGUCAUUGUCGCAAGGUGCUUGCUUCCCUUUGCUCACGUCACAUGCAUCUUUGCUGCAGACCUCGGGGGACUGCCCAGUGUUCGCCGCCUCUUGAAUCGAUGGGCGGUAGCAGGCCGUGAUGCCACGCGGCCGUCGCUGCAGACGCGUAUCAUUGUCCUGGUUGACGCGGACGAGGUGUCCGAGUCGGAUGGGCAGGCCUUGUUCCAGCAACUGGACGGAUCAGAGCUGUACGCGAGCGUGCAUCUGCUUCCGGUGUCACGGGGCGACGUGCUCUCCGACGAGGCGAGGUAUCGCCCGGUAAAGGAAGAGAUUCUCAAAGCCCUGGACCGGGCGACCCGGGAGCGAGUGACGACACAGACAUCUUUCUUGGCGUGUCAUCUGGCCCGCUUUCUGGAGGGUGCUAUCCGCCACACGGCUCAGGACCACCAGAAGCCGUUUGAUCUGAUCGCAGCGGGCCGCCCCCAGCCCCGACCAGCCGAGUGGGCUGCCUGCAUCGGGGACUUUCUCGAGCAGACGCAGGCCAUUGGCUCCGAGACGCAGGACCAGCUCCUCGCCUCGAGUCUCCUGCUGGACGCCUACCCGCCGGAUACUCACGGAUUCCACCCGCGCGAUCUGUUCCGCCAACGCUACCGACAGCCCUGCCUGGACGCGCUGCGGGGGGUUGCAUGUUCCGCUACAGCCACGGCUCGCGCCGACUCGAUCGAGUCACGGCUGGUUGACGCCCAUGCAUGCCUGCUGGACCAGGACGUGAUUCCGUUAGCGCUCCAUGUGCAGCACCUGGCCGAAUGGCGGGCGAUUUUCGAACGUCUCCACAGCAACCGUACGUGUUUGGGUUGCCUUCUGUGCCGCCCGCAACAUCCGCUGGCCUGUGGCCAUGCCCUGUGUGACCGCUGCAUCGAGCGUUACGGUCGACCCGCCCCGCGGAGAGAGUCGGCCUUUGUCGUCGAGACCUGCCCACUGUGUCAAGCUCCAUGCGUCACAUCGGUGGUUCUCUUGCCUCCCACCGCGGCUGUGCGUGCCCUCGCCGUGGAUGGGGGCGGCGUUCGUGGCGUCAUCCCCAUCCGAAUCUUGCUGGGCCUGCAACUCAUCCUGGGGCCCAAAUGCUCCCUUCCGGGGCUGAUUGAUGUCGCAUUUGGCACCAGUGCCGGUGAGGAUGGCAACACAACCUGUCCUUUUCCCUGA
Messenger RNA from Aspergillus luchuensis, 1563 nucleotides. RefSeq lists its product as uncharacterized. NCBI's taxonomy places the organism in Eukaryota, Fungi, Ascomycota, Eurotiomycetes, Eurotiales, Aspergillaceae. The record is from RefSeq and is a predicted model, not a curated record. The coding region runs from base 1 to 1563 and encodes 520 amino acids. The transcript is spliced from 2 exons.